UAAAUACCACCCCAAGCUCGAUCUAUUGCUCGCACCGCGGCGGAGACGCACAGACACACAGUAGCGAAGCACUAUAGCUAGCUAGGCGCGCAACCAUGGCGAAGAAAGUGGCUGUGGUCGCCACGCUCCUCGCCCUGAACCUCCUCUUCUUCACCUUCGCCGACGCAUGCGGCUGCCAGUGCGGCGCCUGCCCUAGUCCAGGCGGGGGAGGCGGAGGGGGUGGAAGCGGAGGCGGUGGAGGCAGCGGCGGCGGUGGUGGAGGUGGCAGCGGCGGGGGAGGGGGCAGCGGCGGCGGCAGUGGAGGUGGCAGCGGCGGUGGAGGCAGCGGUGGAGGCGGUAGCGGAGGGGGAGGCGGCAGCGGUGGCGGAGGAGGCGGCGGGCGGUGCCCAAUCGACGCGCUGAAGCUGGGGGUGUGCGCGAACGUGCUGAACGGGCUGAUCAACGUGAACCUUGGGACGCCGCCCAGGACGCCGUGUUGCACGCUGAUCCAGGGGCUGGCGGACCUGGAGGCGGCUGUGUGCCUGUGCACGGUGCUGCGCGCCAACGUGCUGGGCAUCAACCUCAACCUGCCCAUCAACCUCAGCCUCCUCGUCAACUACUGCGGCAGGAGCGUCCCCGCCGGAUUCCAGUGCCGCUGAGCUGCCCAUCAUCCUUCCAUCUCUCACACGCAUGCAUGCAUGCAUGAUGGUGCGUGAGCGGUUAAUUCAACAAUAAGAAGUGCUUGUUUUGUUUCUAAUCAUCAUCCUGUAUUCCUGUGUGUCAUCGAUCGUCCGUGUCGACAAGUGACACGAUCUCGAUCUAUUUAAAAAGUUGCUACCAAGCUACUUACGUAUGGGAGUGUCAAUUGGUGUGUGUGUGUGAUCUCUAGCUAAUGUUGGUUUCAUGUAUCGAUCACCAGCAUAUAUAUAUAUGUAUCAUGUCGUACUUGUGACCCUGGGAUCUAGGUUAUGUGCGUACGUACUACGGAGUUGUGUUUCCAUGUACCGUUGCUUGCUCUAAAGAGGUUAUUCCACUUUUUAA
Molecule: messenger RNA, 1020 nt
Organism: Phragmites australis (common reed)
Lineage: Eukaryota; Viridiplantae; Streptophyta; Magnoliopsida; Poales; Poaceae
Product: putative glycine-rich cell wall structural protein 1
Exons: 1
Coding region: 96-638 (180 amino acids)
Source: RefSeq, a predicted model, not a curated record